Molecule: messenger RNA, 1947 nt
Organism: Penicillium canariense
Lineage: Eukaryota; Fungi; Ascomycota; Eurotiomycetes; Eurotiales; Aspergillaceae
Exons: 3
Coding region: 1-1947 (648 amino acids)
Biological process (GO): transmembrane transport
Cellular component (GO): membrane
Molecular function (GO): transmembrane transporter activity
Source: RefSeq, a predicted model, not a curated record
AUGGAGCCCACUAACAAGGAGCCGAUCUCCUCCUUCGAGGAGAUGGAGGUUCAUGAGAAAGCUGCCUUUGACGAUGUCAUUCGCCCGAAGGACUGCUACGCGCCGGAUGGUACCUACUGGGCGGACCUGCCUGUCAGCCAGCGUGUCAAUUUCUGCAUGGAGCAGGACCGUGCUGAGGCUAGCAAGGAGCUCAGUUGGCUCUGGGAGAUGUUCAAGAAUGAUCCUCUCUCUCCGAUUUCGUACUACUUCAAGAACUCCGUCCUCCCUGGUGCCGGUCUGGGUCUUGAGGGUUACGUUCUGUUCUCCAUUAGUAACAACUCGGCUCUAUUCAAUGUGUCCUACAAGGACUGCUGGAAGGGCAAGACUUGCGACAAGAACUGGAUUGCUGCGGUCAACUACAUGGAGGUUGCUGGUAUCAUCGUCGGACAAAUCCUCGUCGGUUUCUUGGGUGACUGGAUCGGUCGUCGCUGGGGUCUGAUCCAGGAUGCCGCUAUCAUGUUUGUCGGUCUUCUGAUGCUCACUGCCGCUUGGGGUCUCACCGAAAACGGCUGGGUUAUCUGCUACGCUUGGUCUCUCUUCUUUUACUCCAUCGGUGUUGGUGGUGAAUACCCAAUGACCGCCACUAUCGGUAUGGAGAACGGCUACGGGAACGGAAAGGUCACUACCUCCGAGGAUCGUCUGCACCGUGGUCGUUCCGUCGUCGGUGCCUUCCUGAUGCAGGGUUGGGGCCAGUUCGCCAAUCAGGCCAUCCUUAUCAUUCUGCUGCUGAUCUUCCACCACGGCACUGGCGCGUUCCCCAUCUCUACUACCGCUACACAGUGGACCUAUCGUGUGUCGUUCGCCAUUCCUGCCAUUGGCACCGCCUGGCUCGUCUACUACCGAACUUACCACAUGAAGGCCGCUAGCAAGCAGCUCGUCGCCCAGAAGAAGAAGUCUGCUGUUACCGGUUAUGAUACGGAGUCCCUGAAGCUCGUUUUCCGCCACUUCACUCCCCGUCUCAUUGCUACCGCUGGUGGCUGGUUCGCCAACGAUGUCUUCUUCUAUGGUAACAAGUUGUUCCAGAGCAAGUUCAUCCUGGUUAUCAGCCCCGAAAGCGCUACCAAUGUCACCACUGGCUGGCUGUGGAACCUGGUUAACAUUACUGUUGAGCUUGCUGGAUACUACUGUGCCGCGUGGUUCGUCGAUUCUAAGCUCUACGGACGCAAGUGGAUGCAAAUCGUCGGCUUCAUGAUGUGCUUCAUCCUCUUCGUUAUCCCGGCCUUCAAGUUCGAGUACUACCAGAAGCCCGCCAACAUCCAUUCUUUCCAGGCGAUGUACUUCCUGAGCUCGUUCUUCAACCAGUUUGGUCCUAACUGUAUCACCUUCCUCGUCGCCGCCGAGGUCUUCCCCACUCCCAUUCGUGGUACCGCUCACGGUAUCUCUGCUGCCUGUGGUAAGGUGGGUGCCCUGAUCAUCGCCAUCGUCGGCUCGUACACCACCGCCCAGCAGCAGUUCUAUAUUGUGCCCUGGUUCGGUCUUGCCGGCACCUUGCUUACCUGGCUGUUCCUCCCCGAUACCACCGGCCUGGAUCUGCGCGAGCAGGAGCGCCGCUGGGCAUUCAUUCGCCAGGGUCGGGAGGAGGAUUACCACGGCCCCGCCAUCCACUCCAAGCAUCUGUCUGUCUGGGAGCGCUGGACUGGCAAGGGCAAGCAGUAUGACGCCGAGCUGGACUACCAGAUGAAGGUCGAGGAGUUCCGCGCUGAGUGGGAGGCUGCUGUUGCUGCCCGUGGCGAGGAGCAGGACAACGUGCUGGAUGAUGUCGAUGAGAGCAUCCUGAACGGCACCAUGCACACCUACUUCGAGCGCACUAGCCCCGAGAUCCGUGGCAUGAAGAAGGAGAUCCAGGAGCCUGUUACCCUUCCCGCUGCUGCUUCCUCUGAGGAUCAGAAGACUCUUAAUUCGGAGUAG